Ornithodoros turicata is the source of this 2110-nucleotide messenger RNA. Its product is annotated as phospholipase A2 inhibitor-like. Gene Ontology annotation, molecular function: protein binding. The coding region runs from base 231 to 1613 and encodes 460 amino acids. Lineage: Eukaryota; Metazoa; Arthropoda; Arachnida; Ixodida; Argasidae. Gene Ontology annotation, cellular component: extracellular matrix. The transcript is spliced from 3 exons. The record is from RefSeq and is a predicted model, not a curated record.
ACCAUAGACGUUCUCGAUUGAUCAGGAAAUUCACUGCGCUGUAGCGAUCACUCUGCGACGCGCAAUAUUUCCUAGCUGUAUGAAAUAAGAAGAGUGACGUCACUUCACACAUGUACACAAGUGUGAGAGCGAGCGAUAAUUCCUGCAGCUAUCGGCGCGUUCCCAAAGCAACGGCUGCUAUACUUUGACCCAAAAGAACAAGAAAACUGCAUGCGGCACUAAAGACGCAAAUGUAUUUUUCGAGCACUAUGGACUACAGCGGCACUGUACACCUCCUCCUCAUCUUGGCCCGCUUCUCUUUUACGACAAGCAACAACGUAGAUGCUCUCUGCAAAGAAUGCAGGUGCACCGGAGUCCCUGUCACCGAUGUCGACUGUGAACGGAAGGGACUGACCAGAGUCCCAGGGGGCAGCACGUGGCCCCGGAAUGCGCGUACAAUGAAUCUCGCAUCCAACUUUAUCGUCAGCCUUUCCGUCCUGGAAAAAUCCAACAUAACCAAGCUGGAUGUGCACCAUAAUAAGCUGAAAGAUAUUGAGCCCGACGUCUUCGAGCAUUUCCCUCACUUGGAAUUCUUAGACCUUAGCAACAACGCCCUGGGUACCUUACACAUGAACACUUUCCGCUCUCUGUCCAACCUCAAGGUCCUCAACAUCAGCCACAACGAAAUCCGGACCCUUCCUUCGGAAAUAUUUUACCCCCUCGUUUCCCUAGAAAAACUUCGAUUGGGCCACAACCCGUUGAGAUAUAUGGACAAGGCGUGGUUUACAAAAGUGCCCAAACUCCACUUCUUGGAUAUGUCGUCUAUUGAUGCGCAUGCGCUGCCGGAAGGAAUCUUUCACUUAACAGAUUUGACGCAGUUAGUGAUGACCGGCAACGAGUUUGACGAAAUCCCGUCUGCUCUCCGUAGCGCAAAACGCUUGAAGUCAUUGGACGUGUCGGACAACCCGGUGUCCAUGUUGACUAUUGCCUCUUUCUUUAAACUGAAAGAACUGGAAGAAAUCUACAUAACGAACAUGCCGCAGUUGGAGAGUGUAGAAGCUGAUACAUUCGUGACGCAGGAGAAGCUUCGUGCCCUGCAUCUUCAUAACAACCCCAAUCUAGAGGAAGUUGACGUGGAAGCCUUCGGGAUAUUCUGGAGGAUUACGGAAGACACCAACUGGACCUUAAGGCAGCUUCAUCUCCAAGAUAACAACAUGAAGUUCUUGAGCGAAAACACGGCGCCCUGGGACGAGAUUGAGGUGCUCGAUCUUCAGGGUAACCCUUGGGCGUGUGAAUGUACUAAUGCGUGGAUGAGGAAGCUAAACCUGCAUCAGGAGCUUACUGUCAGGCUAAGGUGUGCAAGUCCCGCAAAGUACGAAGAGACGUCCCUGCUGGACGCUCCCGAAGAACUCUUCGAAUGCCACCACGUUGAAGACCUUGAGUAUCACAGAGAGAACAUUCACGCCGCUGUGCUCGCUCUACUCAUCGUAACCGUGCUGGGUAUGGCGCUCGUAUUUGUCUGUGUAAUGAGGAGAAGACACGGAGUAUUUUGUGGAAGACAGAAACACAACGGAAGUGUCUAUUACGUCAAAGCGCACACAAACCCCCUGGACGCGGCUGCGGAUAAUUUUUAAAGUCCGCUUCGCGUCCACUUGUGUUUUCAGGACCAUCUAGACACUGUCAUGCUUCUUCAUAGAGACACUCAAGAAGGAUAGUGUUGCGGAAUGAGGGAAGGCUAAAGACUUCCGACAACCUCAAGAAGGUGGUGGCAUUACAAUUGGUGGUUGAGUGGGUCACCUUAUGGCCGCACUAGAGACCUUAUAGAGCGUUAAUUCUCACAAAUGUCAACUUUUAAAUGCCGAUACAAGUUCCUGUUGGUGCGCUGACGCAGUUGACAGAAAAAUGAUCGAGAAAAUGGCCCCGGAAAAACGGCGGGCGCUUUCCCUUCGCUAGUAUACCUGUAUAUAGUCCCCUUUAAGGGCACAUUUCUGGGGAACCGACGUAAAUGGCCUCCAAACCUGCUGUUUUUUCCCCGAGGCCAUUUCCUCGACCACUUUUCUGAAAACUAUCAGCGUACCAAUGGGAGCAAGUGUUGUCCUUGUACCUUUAGUAAUUAAAAAGCUCAAGGCGA